AUGGCUCCAACAAAGAUCACCUUCUCGUCUGAGAACAUUCCUGGCGAGAAAGCCUUGUGUCUCAACCAUAAGGGCCUUUCUCAAGCUCACAUCACUGUGACGGAGCUGGGUGAUGAAUCUCAAUCCGACUCUGAGUUAUCCACAUCUUCUACUUCGGUCCCUUCACCUCCAGGCGUCCACGCAUUCGGCGCCGAAGCUGAGUACUUCUGCUUGUCGUUCGAGGUUCUCAAUGUCCUGGAGCAGUACGGCACACACGUUGGCCAUCAAGCCACCACUACGGACGGAAGUCUUGCGAUGUGGAGUGGAAAGCUUCGUUUCUUGCCUCACGUCUACCAUCACAUCUCCCGGUCUACGCCAGUCCAGCUUACUAUGCCGGCAUUUCCUUGCAAGAGUUCGAACCGCGAGAACAAAGUGCUAGGUCACCUGCCUGAUCUUGGCGAGGAAUUUGCACUGUGCCGUCUGAAUGCGAUGGCCGAAGACGUGGCAAAGGUUUACAAACAGGCUUUGGGCAAUUCGCUAUCGUGUAAUGUCACGGUCUUCAUGUUUUUGGACAAAGAAGAAGCAGGACACCCUGGCAGAAACCCGAACAUGCAGUCGGAGGAAUCCAAGGCCGACUGCACUGCAGACCAGUGCAAGCGCCCUGGCGUAUGA
This is a messenger RNA of Aureobasidium namibiae CBS 147.97, 651 nucleotides long. RefSeq lists its product as uncharacterized. The transcript is spliced from 3 exons. NCBI's taxonomy places the organism in Eukaryota, Fungi, Ascomycota, Dothideomycetes, Dothideales, Saccotheciaceae. The record is from RefSeq and is a predicted model, not a curated record. The coding region runs from base 1 to 651 and encodes 216 amino acids.